Botrytis cinerea B05.10 is the source of this 1360-nucleotide messenger RNA. RefSeq names its product Bcrrp36 (gene Bcrrp36). Lineage: Eukaryota; Fungi; Ascomycota; Leotiomycetes; Helotiales; Sclerotiniaceae. Gene Ontology annotation, cellular component: 90S preribosome; nucleolus. Gene Ontology annotation, biological process: maturation of SSU-rRNA from tricistronic rRNA transcript (SSU-rRNA, 5.8S rRNA, LSU-rRNA). The coding region runs from base 35 to 937 and encodes 300 amino acids. The record is from RefSeq and is a predicted model, not a curated record. The transcript has 2 exons.
GAAAUUAAAACCUGAGCAACUACGAAAUUUGGCGAUGUUAUCAACAAAGAGAAAAGCACUAGACACUGGCCUACAGAGGCGCGUGAGAGCAAGAAGAGAGGCUUCAGAAGAAAUUGAAGAAUCUUCUUCAGAUUCUGCUCCGUCAGAAACCGGUAAAAAUGAUGCGGAAGGAGGAAGUUCCAGCGACGAGGAAGUAGAUGAUGACGAUGAUGAGGAAUUAUCUGAAUCUGAAGAAGAGGCAUCCAAUGGCGCGGCCUCGAUCUCUUUCGGCGCAUUGGCUAAAGCACAAGCUACCAUGUCCAAACCCAGUAAAAGGGACUCGAAAAAUUUAAAAAAGAGUAAUGGUGAUGGAUGGGAAGAUAAUGAAGCUACCGAACGUAAAGCCGGAAAGAAGGACCAACGAGACUUUACCCGCAGCAGCAAAAAUGCACCUACCGAAGUCUCCAGUAAGAAAGCCGUAUCCCGUCGCAGAGAAGUCGUACCUGUCAAGAAAAGGGAGAUUCGAGACCCACGAUUUGAGCCGACAAAUGGUCCGGUUGAUAUGCAAAAGAUUGAAAAGAACUACGAUUUCUUGGUUGAUUAUCGAGAGGAUGAAAUGAAGAAAUUAAAGGAGACGAUUAGGAAAACUAAGGACGAAGACGAGAAGGAGAAGUUGAAGAGGGAAUUGUUGCGUAUGGAGAGUAGAAAGAAGACGGAUGCUAGGAAGAGAAAGGCUCGAGAGGUAUUAGACAAGCAUAGGAAAGAGGAGAAGGAAUUGGUAAAGGAGGGAAAGACGCCAUAUUAUUUGAAGAAGGCAGAACAAAAGAAGAGGGUUCUAUUGGAUACUUUCGGAGAGUUGAAGGGGAGACAAUUGGAUCGGGUCAUCGAGAGGAGGAGAAAGAAGGUGGAGGGAAAAGAAAAGAAGAAUAUGCCGAGAGCGAGAAGAAUGGUCGAUUAGGCAGGUUGGGAUCAAGGUUGGUUCGCCAGUGGAUAAUUACAAGAGGAAUAAUGAGAUAUACCCUUAUUGUCAAAAUUUACAUUCGUAUGAGGACUUUCAAUAAGUGUUCGCACUAAACACUACUUCGGGGUGUGAAGAAUCGCUUACAUGCUGGAAUCCAUGAAUGUUGAAGGCAGUAGGUACAACUAAUGGUUAAAAAUGCCAAUUUGCUUAAUUUCACUUAAGAAAUUGCAUAUGAUAUUGGUACUAUCCAUCCACAUACCCACAGUUGAGUUUCAGGAUGAGAAGUAUAUUUCCACUCUAGGGUUCUCGCAAUCAGCACUACUUGUGUUUGCUCUUCCUUUGUAUGUCAACAAUCUCUUUCUCCAAGUCUGCUUAUGAAGAUCCUCAUACUAUCAAGAGAGGUCCAUAAAAUUCCAACCA